CCGGGUCAGAGCGCGGCUCUCGCCCUCCGAGUGUGUGAGUGGUGGCGGUGCCGCGCUGUCCGCGUUCUCUCUCCUCCGUGCGAGGCCGCCGCAGUGUCCACUGGCGGAGAGAGCCCCCGGCCUCGAGCGGAGGAGGGCGGGCGGGGGAUCCGCGAGCGGGCUGCGGCCGGGCUGGGCCGCUGCACUGCGGGCUGGCGGCUUUGCGUGUCCGCCUGCUGCUGUGUGUGGGAGCCGGCGGACAGCGACCCCCUGCCCCGGCUCCCCUGGUCGCCCUGCCGGGGAGGGCGGAAGAUGCCGGUGAAGAAGAAGAGAAAAUCUCCUGGGGUGGCAGCGGCAGUGGCGGAAGACGGAGGCCUCAAGAAGUGUAAAAUCUCCAGCUAUUGCAGAUCCCACCCCCCCGCUAGACUAAUAAGUGGAGACGAGCAUUUUUCAAGCAAGAAGUGCCUGGCUUGGUUUUAUGAGUAUGCAGGUCCUGAUGAAGUUGUAGGGCCAGAAGGAAUGGAAAAAUUUUGUGAAGACAUUGGUGUUGAACCUGAAAAUAUUAUUAUGUUAGUUUUAGCGUGGAAAUUGGAGGCUGAAAGCAUGGGAUUUUUUACCAAGGAAGAAUGGUUAAAGGGGAUGACUUCAUUACAGUGUGACUGCACAGAAAAGUUACAGAACAAAUUUGACUUUUUGCGCUCACAGUUAAAUGAUAUUUCUUCGUUUAAGAAUAUCUACAGAUAUGCCUUUGAUUUUGCAAGGGAUAAAGAUCAGAGAAGCCUUGAUAUUGAUACUGCUAAGUCUAUGCUAGCUCUUCUGCUUGGAAGGACAUGGCCAUUGUUUUCAGUAUUUUACCAGUACUUGGAGCAAUCAAAGUAUCGUGUUAUGAACAAAGAUCAGUGGUACAACGUAUUAGAAUUCAGCAGAACUGUCCAUGCCGACCUUAGUAACUAUGAUGAAGAUGGUGCUUGGCCUGUUCUUCUCGAUGAAUUUGUUGAGUGGCAAAAAAUCCGUCAAACAUCAUAGCAAGAACUAAAUGUGAAGAAAAUGCAAACCUUUUUGCACUCACGUGUAUACAGGCUAAGAAGACAAAAAAAUCCAAAGGGUGCAUUUUCAUUCAUAUGAAAGACUUCACAUAGUACUUUUUUUUCCUUUUUUUUAAAGGAAGUUUUCUUGUUACAUGUGAUGGGCAUUGAGCCACACCUCUUCUGAGACUGAAUAUUGAAGCUUUUGUUUUGAGUUAUGUUUAUAACAUUUAUUUCAGAACAAUAAAGAUUCAGAUUUGUGACAAAGGCCUUAAA
Nyctereutes procyonoides (raccoon dog) is the source of this 1280-nucleotide messenger RNA. It is a transcript of the gene DCUN1D5, whose product is annotated as defective in cullin neddylation 1 domain containing 5. Gene Ontology annotation, molecular function: ubiquitin conjugating enzyme binding; cullin family protein binding; ubiquitin-like protein binding. The record is from RefSeq and is a predicted model, not a curated record. Gene Ontology annotation, cellular component: ubiquitin ligase complex. Gene Ontology annotation, biological process: protein neddylation; positive regulation of ubiquitin-protein transferase activity. NCBI's taxonomy places the organism in Eukaryota, Metazoa, Chordata, Mammalia, Carnivora, Canidae. The transcript has 8 exons. The coding region runs from base 292 to 1005 and encodes 237 amino acids.